AGACUUCAGGAUGGGGCAAUUCAGGUUCCUGUGGCUGUUACUGGGUCUGUUUCCUGAGCUGGUUUGACUCGCUCCUCUCUGGAUGCUUUGGAAGAGCUUGUGGACAGCUGAGAGCUGCUAGCUGUCAGCAGAGCUCUGGUACUUCCAGACACAGGCUGUGCCCGGGACAUUACCUUCUGACAUCUGGAAACUGUUUUGGAGCUUUAAACUGUUUUGGAUGGAGCAGUCGGGAUCCUACUAACGAUUCGCUGAGCUGAUUCACUCUUAAAUUCAAAAGGCUGGAGAUUUGAUCGUGGUGACUGUACAUAGCACUUACCUCAACUCCAACAUAAAUUAAUGCCAACAGUAUGCCUAAACAAGUUGAGGUGAGGAUGCACGAGAGUCACCUGGAGCCCAUUGAGGCCAGGCCUCAGUCCAAAUGUGCCCAAAUCUGCUCCAAACUGUUCAAGAACCUUCUGCUCACACUCACCGUCCUCGGUGUGAUCCUGGGAUGUGUAUUCGGGAUGUUGCUCCGUGUCGCCUCCCCGAUCCACCCCGACAUUGUCAUGGUGAUUGCUUUUCCCGGAGACAUCCUGAUGAGGAUGCUGAAGAUGUUGAUCCUGCCACUCAUCAUCUCCAGUUUAAUCACAGGUCUGGCUGGUUUGGAUGCCAAAUCCAGCGGUCGCCUGGGAACCAGAGCUAUGGUCUACUACAUGAGCACAACUAUUAUUGCUGCUGUACUGGGAGUCAUCCUGGUGUUAGUCAUCCACCCUGGCAACCCCAAACUGAAGGAGAAUCUGGGCGAGGGAGAGAAGAACGAUGAAGUGUCCAGUUUGGAUGCCUUCUUCGAUCUGAUCAGGAACCUGUUCCCAGAGAACCUCGUGCAGGCUUGUUUCCAACAGAUCCAGACCGUCACGAAGAAGGUAGAGGUGGUUAUUGUGGAGGAUAUCAAUGUAACGUCUGUCGAAGGCCUGCUGGCUAACAUUACCAAGGAGCCUCAGUACAUCGUCAAAAAAUCCCUUCAGUUCAAAAGUGGCAUGAAUGUUCUGGGUAUGAUUGGUUUCUUUAUUGCAUUUGGCAUCUGCAUGGGCAAGAUGGGCGAGAGGGCCAGACUCAUGAUUGAAUUCUUCAACAUCCUCAAUGAGAUUGUGAUGAAACUUGUCAUCUUGAUCAUGUGGUACUCUCCCUUUGGUAUUGCCUGUCUUAUCUGUGGUAAGAUCAUCUCCAUCAAGGACCUGGAGGUGGUGGCCAGGCAGCUGGGCAUGUACAUGGUGACUGUGAUUGUUGGCCUCAUAAUCCACGGCGCAAUCUUCCUGCCCACCAUCUACUUUGUUAUUGUCAGGAAAAACCCCUUCACCUUCUUCCUGGGAAUCUUCCAGGCCUGGAUCACUGCCCUGGGGACAGCAUCCAGUGCUGGCACACUGCCUGUCACCUUCCGUUGUCUGGAGGAGAACUUAGGUAUUGACAAAAGAGUCACUCGUUUUGUCCUCCCAGUCGGUGCCACUAUCAACAUGGAUGGAACUGCUCUGUAUGAGGCGGUUGCAGCUAUCUUCAUUGCCCAAAUGAACGGCAUCUACCUUGACCCUGGUCAGAUUAUCACUGUCAGCCUAACAGCCACCCUGGCCAGUGUUGGAGCUGCCAGUAUUCCAAGUGCCGGCCUGGUGACGAUGCUCUUGAUCCUGACCGCUGUAGGCCUGCCAACCCAAGACAUCAGUCUGCUGGUUGCUGUUGACUGGCUGCUCGACCGAUUCAGGACCUCAGUGAACGUGGUGGGUGACUCCUACGGUGCAGGCAUCGUGUACCACUUGUCCAAGGCUGAGCUUGACGAGCUGGACCAACACGGGGCCAAAUCCGACGACAUUGAAUUGAUGUCGAAGAACCAGUCUUAUUACGAUGACAUGAAGAACCACCACGAAAACAAUUCCAACCAGUGCGUCUUAACCACUACCGCUAUCGCAACCACUAGUGCCACUGCUAACAAUUCUGUCGUAGUAGAUGAAUGCAAGGUAACCUCAGCCACUAACGGCUCUGCUGCGGAGUGCACGCUUGUUGAGGAGGGACCAUGGAAACAUGAAUAAUGGCAGCACAGAGAUCUCCUGCUCCUGGGCUCCACAAGCUUUCCUAUCUGGUGAAAAAAAGAGUGAAUGAAAAAAAAGUCACACGAACAGAACUACUAAUUGUUUUUUUUAUGUAGCUUUCUUUUUUUUAUUAGUCCCUUUAAAAGUUUUUGUAACUGUCUAUCUGACUGAUUUAUAAUACUAAUUCACUUAAUUCACGUGAAUCGAUAACAGAGGUAUACUUGACCUAUUAGAGCACAGUUAUGUCCAUAUAGCAGAUACUUGCACAACAUACUUCAAGGCUUGGGGAGGAAAGGACGAGAAAACAAGUUAGAUACACUAUGCUUAGCAAUAUAUCCUGGUUCUACAUUUAUGAUAUGUUAUUAAGAUGAGAUGAGAAGUUAAAGCAUUAAUCUUGACAACCAAUGUAAUGUUUGCUUUUCCAUAUCAGCUCAGCCUCUCAUCUAAAAACAUCACUUUUGGUUCUCAAACUGUCAGACUUUAAACUGCAUCUGACUGCAUUGGCCCAAUAUUACCGGUUAUCCCUGAGGUCCAGCAAACUGAUGAAAGGGUAGGAGGCAUGGAGAACAGUUAGGAACAGGAUAACCUCACUGAGCCUCAUAACCUACAAGCACAGUCAUAGUGGAAUUAUAAAGCACAAAUCAUACCAUGGACGCCAUUUUUUUGUAUCCCCUUUUGUUUUCCUUUUUUUUCUGCUGUAAAGGAAAGGGACUUCUUUGUCCUAAUGUAACCUGUUGAGUGAGAUAUAUAUGUUGUGUGUGUGUGUGUGUGUGUGUGUGUGUGAGAGAGAGAAAGAGAGUGAGAGCUGGAGUUAAGAACAUGACCAAGUUAAGUAUAGGGACCAAACAAGCAGAAAAUCAAUCAACUCAGAGGCCUUUGAACUGCCUCCAUGACGUCACUCACAACACAUUAUUCAGUUUUCUAACAUUUAUGUCCAUUAAUCACUGCCUGGCAGCGCAGUUGAUAUUACCACCGUUUCUGUUGAAGCCUCAAAUCUAAGAAAAGCACUGCCCUUCUCUUCCCCCCCCCAAAAACAUAUUUAGUGAUGCCAAUGAAAUUAAAAGAAGAUUAGGCGCCAAAGGGAUUGUUGUAAAAAACAACAGUAAUAAAUAAUUGACCUAUCUGAAUAAUUUGUAGCACAGAAAGAGAUCAUAUAGAGCACAAACAGAAUGAUAGAGCACAAAUAAAGCCAAUGAGGAUCAUUUUCAGUCAGUGGCAUAAUCAAAGUCAUGCACAUUAUUGUUUCAUGUCAGCACUGAUUGUAUUCCAAGUUUAAAUUUGAGUUUUGAAAAAAGACAAUAAGGGACAGUGGAAGAUACUCAGGCUUGUAUUUGUAUUCUUUUACAGGGAAAAGAAAGUAACCCUAAAAUGUUUACUUCCUCAUUGUGGAGCUUAAAGAAAUGGCCUCUUAUUGCGGCACGCCUUUUCCAAGCAUUGACCUUGAAGAUGGUGACAGUGUACUGCAAAUAUAUUUGUUGGAAGACAGUAAUUCCAUGAUAUGAUAAUAUGCUGGGAAGGGAAGUUUCAUAGCACAAACCGGAAGCACACACACACAUAUGUCGGACAACAUUCCAGCGAUUGAAUGAUCUUCAACCUGCAUGCAUACUCUCUGCAAGCACAGACACGGUUAUUAUUGACGGUUAUUUAUUUAAAGAAACAGGAAGAAGUAGUGCAAGGUUUGGCUGACAGAUGUAUUCUUGGCUUGCACAAACAGAGACAGAUCACUGAUAUAACACUUUCCGGGAGGCUUGCCAGCUUCUUGUUCAGCCAGACCUAAAAGAAGGUAAACAACAAUAUAUUUUAGCCACCAGAGCUCAAUACUGUUUCUACAAACCCUAGAUGCUGCAGCUGUGUGUCCAUAUGGGUUCAAAUAUGUUGUUUUAGGACAAUGGACACUUCACAUGCAUUAUGCCAGAAUGUUGCCACCUAUCAGGUAAUAUGAAUAUACUGUAUUCCUCUCAUAUAACCAAAUGGCUUAAAAAGACCUGCAAAUACAGAAAUGAAGCCGGACUACUGGCUGUUAAUCCUUUUUAGCCUGCAUGGGUGAGAGGUGAGACUUCUGUGAUGUGCAUUAUGUCCUUCUCUCCUGUCUUGUUUAUUUUCAUUUGUGCUUAAUGACAACCUUGCCUUGAAGAUGUUCACUUCAAACAAAUCCCAACAACAAAUGCCAGUAAGAGUAACACUAAGAAACUUAACAACACACUUAGCACAGCACUAUGUUCUUUAGUUCCUCAAACACACUCUCGGAAGAUGUCUUUCAACUUUACUUUGUUUUAAGCUCGGCUAACAAGUGUGCUUCGAUCCAACCAAGAGUGCACACACACAUUCACCAUUGUUUUAAAAUGCUCACAUAUAAACACACACACAAACACUCUUAAACCUGGAAACUACAUUUCUAAUUGUAAUCAGAGAGCUGCUGAGCACAGCACUGACACACAUCGGGCCCUCUGAGCCUGAGCUUUCAACCUUGUGAUCUUCAGGAAAAGAAAAAAAAAAACUCCUUUAAGGAGACAAUAUAGACCACAGUAUCAUUGAUGGGGAUUGAGUGUUGGACCACUAUUAUGUCCAAACUCAUGGUUUUAGAAGCAUGAAUAAAAUAAAAUAAUAAUUAUUUUUUGCACCACUAUCUUAAAAGCAUGAUAUUUUUAAGUGCCUCCUUGCACUUUGUGUAUAUAUUGUAGGUAACAGAUGUUUUUUGUUUAUUUGUUUUGUUCCUUUUGUUUUCUUUUGUGAGGCGUUGAAAUGGUAUAUAGGACUAUAGUUGCAUUGCUGUGACAUUUUUGAAGUAAUCCUUUAGAAAAAAUAUAUCAUCUAUGUCCUGAGUAAAAUUAGAUUAGACAAAAUGCAUAGAGAGGAAAUUGUGUAAUAAAUUGCUUGUUUUUCUGUUCUCUAAUAGUUGUUAACUAGAUGUUUUACUUACCUGUCACACACCAAUAUAUAAAUAUCUUUUUUUUUUUUUAAUCUAAUGUAAGAGUUUUGAAUGUUUGUUCAUGAAGAUAUAAGCGGUGUGCAUUCAUUUUCAUUGUACAUAAAUAAAUAUAUAAUUGUUCUGUUCAGUGGGGAAGCAGACUUUUCUGGAAAUUACAGUGAUCCUGAAGCAAACGCUGUUUGAGAAAGAGAGAGACAGAAAGAGAGCGAGGGGAAGUCUUUGGUUCGAAGAAAGGGGGCCAACACAAGAUAUAUUUUGGUGGGAAAUACUGUGAUAAAGGUUGCUGAAAAGAAGGACAAAUAAGGAAAAGGUAAAAUGUGCCCUGUAUGUAGGAUAGAGUGAGGAAAAUAACAGCCUAGUUGUUGAUUUGAGUGAAAGAACAAACAACAUUUGAUGCAUUCAGAUGCCGGUUACAGUAUAGAGCAACAUUCCUCAGGUGACUCACCUGAACCAUUUUGUUUUUUCCAAUGAAGAAAACUGGCUUUAGUCUCAGGCAUCUCUGUUUACCUGGUGCACGUGCAUUUAAAGCUGCAUAUCUAUAUCUUUGACAUUCUCGGUUACCUUGUCUAAACGCCACAACUUCACACACAUUUGACCGUUGACGUGCUCUCAACAUUAUGGAGGUUUAUAGAAAUCCCACUUGAUAAACCGCCUUUACUCCACUUGCCUUUUUAUUGCUUUCUACACAGAAACUAUAUGCACUAACAAACACCUGGAACUGGAGCUGAGUUAAAUGUUACCGAUGAAAUGAGAUUUGAUUGACACAGUAUUUCAAACAAAGAGACAGUAUAUCUUCAAGCUUGUCCUUUUCUACUGAAAUGUGUCUUUUUAAAGAAACUCCUAAACAAAGCUGAUAACCUGUCGUACUCCUGCCAACAACUUGCUUUCCCAAUCUGACUUUUCUAGGCCUUUCCUCUUUGUAAAGCUGUUGUAAUUUUGAUGUAAAGGCAGAGCUUAUGUGUGGGGGAGAUACACUACUCAGAAAAAAAGGCAAAAGAAGACAUGAAUUCUUUCCUCGGUCUGUGGUAUACAUAAAAAACUGUUUCUACAUAUCAAUAAGUGUUGUACCUUUGGUGUACAUAUACAAAUAUAACUAAUAAAUGUUGAUUCAUAACUAAA
Messenger RNA from Cyclopterus lumpus (lumpfish), 6105 nucleotides. RefSeq names its product solute carrier family 1 member 2b (gene slc1a2b). Gene Ontology annotation, biological process: L-glutamate transmembrane transport. NCBI's taxonomy places the organism in Eukaryota, Metazoa, Chordata, Actinopteri, Perciformes, Cyclopteridae. The record is from RefSeq and is a predicted model, not a curated record. Gene Ontology annotation, molecular function: L-glutamate transmembrane transporter activity; glutamate:sodium symporter activity; neutral L-amino acid transmembrane transporter activity. Gene Ontology annotation, cellular component: plasma membrane. Bases 348 to 2057 code for a protein of 569 amino acids. The transcript is spliced from 11 exons.